AUGCUCAUAGAUACGCCUGAACGGCUCCAACGUGUAGCCAUUCAAGACUUCGUCAACCGCGAGCUCGCCGAGUUACGCCGGGAAGCUUCAACUCCCGCAGUUGUCACGGGAUCUAACGUCAUUAAACUCGACGUUUCGAGUUACAUUGGCGAGGGCCCAAAGCGCCUUGCGCUCAAUCGAUGGCUUUGUGAAGUGCACAUCGCUGUCCAAGCCCGCCAGCUAUCGAUGGAGUUCACUCGUACCCACUUCCUCCUGUCUAAGUUGACUGGUACAGCAAAAGAGUGUGCAUUGGGAAAGCUUGUUGCCAAUUCGGGAUGUUUCCCGGACAUGCAGGCCCUAACAGACGACUUGCGCUUGGCGCUUGAGCCUCCGCAAGACAAGCACCACCACCGCUCCGCAUUCUUUGAGCCUCCGCAAGACAAGCACCACCACCGCUCCGCAUUCUUUGCAUUGCGGCAGGGUAGUAAAAUACAUUCAACGCGCGCGACAUCUGGCAUCGUGUAUAUUCGCCUACCCUAUCGACACGGUGACACAAGUCUAUGUGUUCGUGACCGGGAUGAAUGCUGGGUAUCAGCGUUUUUACUUAAGGCGAAAAUCUCUUCUCAUGAAGAGGCGUUCAGCAUUGCUCUGCGUGAAGACUACAGUGUCUUGGCUUCGCAAGUGGGUCACUCGCUUCCCCUACGCGCCGCUCAGGAGCCUGAACCAAUAGAGAUCGAUGCAAUCGGGCCAGCUGCAGCCUUCUGCCGCGCGCCUGCACCAUUGAUCGCUGUCGCCAAGUCUGGCGUCUCCGUCUCCCUCACCGGGCAGCCAAAAAACGGCGAGAACCAGUAG
This is a messenger RNA of Peronospora farinosa, 831 nucleotides long. Lineage: Eukaryota; Oomycota; Peronosporomycetes; Peronosporales; Peronosporaceae. The record is from the annotation of a GenBank genome assembly.